AUGGCGGUGGGCAAUCCGCCCAGGUUUUGGGGCGUACCGUUGCGCGACCUGACUUUGGGCCUGUUGACGGUUCAAUUCUCUGCCUUCAUUCUGGUCCUCCAUUACUCUCGUGUGAUGUCUACGCCGGACGGGCAUCGAUAUCUUCCUUCGACGGCCAUCUUCCUUGUCGAAUUGAUCAAAGUGGUGGUUUGUUUGACGCUAUCGUUAUACGAGAUCUCCCUCACAGUCCCCCGAUCGAUGCCCGCAACUUCCAUUCUCAGCGCAUUGGGAAAUGCAACCUUCUCUGGCGACAGCUGGAAAAUGGCGGUGCCAGCCGGUCUGUACACUUUGUCGAACAGUCUGCAGUAUGUUGGUAUCUCCAACCUCGAUGCUGCUACCUUCCACGUCGUUUAUCAAUUCAAGACUUUCGUCACGGCGGUCUUCAGCGUUGUGCUCUUACGAAGGAAGAUCUCGGCACGCCAAUGGAUAUCCCUCAUCCUGCUCAUGGUAGGGGUCGCAAUCGUUUCGUUACCUCAAGGCUCUACCCUGUCUCUGGCAUCGAGCCACCACGCAAGGGUCUACACUCCUAGGUCAUCGAAUCCGUUGCACGAGCAUGCCAAUGUGGCGGACCCCGGUGCCCGACUCAGAAAGAGAUCCGCCACAUACGAAGGCAUCGCGGAAGACGAAAUGGCUCUGGACAUCGCUGCUGUGGAUGCAUCGGCAGGGCUUCUCGCGGUUCUGGGCGUGUGCAUCUUCUCGGGACUCGGAGGCGUCUACUUCGAGAAAGUCAUCAAGGAAUCCCCAAAGGUCACAUCUAUUUGGAUUCGAAACGUCCAGCUGUCGGUUUAUUCCCUCUUCCCGGCCUUUUUCAUUGGAGUCAUCUUCCUUGAUGGCGAAACAGUGGCCAAGUAUGGCUUCUUUGUCGGGUAUAAUUGGAUUGUCGUUUUGUCAAUCCUCGUCCAGACACUCGGCGCCAUUGUUGCAGCAUUCUGCAUAUUCUACGCCGACAACAUAUCCAAGAAUUUCGCGAUCAGCAUCAGCAUGGUUUUGAGCGGUCUAGCGAGUUUUGUGUUCUUUGAUUAUCCCGUGUCGAGACAUUUCCUCCUCGGCGCCUCUGUUGUCCUGGUCGCGACAUGGCUGUACAACAUCCAAGAAGCCCGUGCUCAGCGAGCCCCCUCGAUCAAGAUAUACACGGAAAAGAAGACAACGCUGCACGGCGCAGCAGAGGCAAAUGACAUGUCCAUUCAGAUCCCUAAGACGUCUCUGAACCACGGGGAGACUGCGCUUGCUACUUCCCGACCGGGCUCGCCGAACCACAAGAAACGCAAGAACGACUCCCUGGGCUAUUUCACGAAUCAUCAUGAUUAA
Messenger RNA from Capronia coronata CBS 617.96, 1347 nucleotides. RefSeq lists its product as uncharacterized. The transcript has 4 exons. Lineage: Eukaryota; Fungi; Ascomycota; Eurotiomycetes; Chaetothyriales; Herpotrichiellaceae. Gene Ontology annotation, molecular function: UDP-galactose transmembrane transporter activity. The record is from RefSeq and is a predicted model, not a curated record. The coding region runs from base 1 to 1347 and encodes 448 amino acids. Gene Ontology annotation, biological process: pyrimidine nucleotide-sugar transmembrane transport. Gene Ontology annotation, cellular component: Golgi membrane.